UGGUCGGUCGGUCGUGUAGUCGCUGGAUUAUACAGACACCGCGCGUACGAAAAUAAUAUCCAUCUGUUUGCUUAUUGUGAUAUAUUUUAGAACUGUUACCUCCAAAAUAUUGCCGAUAAUGUGUGCAGUUUACGUACCCCACGAUCUAACAUAGGGGCUUUGUUUUGUGUUCGCGAAGUGUUCGUGUGGUUUUGUUUUCGUAUCCGUAUAUUGUGAAUGGAUUUAUUAUAACCCGAUUAUGAAGGCGUGCUCGUCGUAAAAGAUAAAUCCAAAAAUGGUGAAAUGAUGUGAAAGCGAUGCUGCUGCAGCAGGCGUCCCCGGCACCUGGUCCCAGCGGCACGGCCAGUCCCAAGCUCCCCCCCAGUCCGCGCCCCUCCCCUAACUUCUCCCGGUUCAGCCCCAGCCUCAGCGAUGGGACGUCCAGCUCCAACAGCCCGAGGCUCGGCACUAGUCCCCGCAUGGCGAGCCCCAACUUGGGCGCCAGCCCCAGCUUGGGCGCCAGUCCCAAGUAUGGAAGUCCGCGGUUGGGUGGGAGCCCGAAGUGCGAGGGUGUGGAGGAUGAGGUGGCGCUGGAGAGGAUUCAGGCCGAGCUGAAGGAGGGCUGGACGGUCCACACGGGGAGAGACGGCAGACUCUACUAUUGCAAUCACGUGACCCGCACGGCGCACUGGCUGCCGCCGGCGGAGUGCUGGGCGGACGCGGGCGACGAGCUGCCCUACGGCUGGGAGCGGGCCCUGGACGCGCGCGGCAAGCCCUACUACAUCAAUCACGUCAACAAGACGACCACCUACGUGGCGCCGGUCGGCGGCGGGUGCGAGUCACCGCCGGCGCCGCGCGACGUCGUCCUGACGCGCGACCCCGACCUGGGGUUCGGCUUCGUGGCCGGCUCGGAGAAACCCGUGCUGGUGAGGUUCGUGACGGACAACUCGCCGAGUGUGGGGAAGCUGGAACCUGGUGACCAGAUCCUCUGCGUAAAUGGCGAGGAUGUGAGCACGGCAGCUCGCGAACACGUUAUCUCUGCCGUGCGCGCGUGCACUGACCGCGUAACGUUACGCGUGUGCCAGCCUGCGCGCACGGGCAACCUCGUGCGUCGCUCCGCGUUCCUGUCCGCGACGAAACGCGCGAGGCUCCGUGCGAGGCCGCCGCGCGUGCGGUUUGCUGACUCGGUGCAGUUGAACGGCGCUCCUAUGUACCCGCCCUCAGCCUUCUCUCUCGGCGACCUCUGUCUACCCCCUAUGGCGAACGUUCUCAAAGUUUUCCUCGAGAACGGGCAGACCAAGUCGUUCAAGUACGACGCGACCACAACUGUCGCGGACGUCGUCGCCAGUCUGCGCGACAAACUGUGCAUCACCGCCGGCGAGCACUUCUCGCUUGUGGUCGAACAUGUGAAGAGCUUGAGGCGGAAUAAACUGACGUUACUGGACCCGAAGGAGUCGUUGGCUAGGAUAGCAGCACGUCCCGGCUCCCACAAGAUGCGGUGCCUAUUCCGUGUUGCGUUCAUGCCGCGUUGUGCUGCCGACCUCGCUGCUCGCGAUCUCUCCGCUCUGGACUACCUCUACGUGCAGUCCUGUAACGACGUGCAACAGGAGCGUUGCGCACCCGAGCUCGCGCCAGACGCAGCGUUGCGGCUGGCGGCGUUACACGCGCAUCAGCUCGCGUUACAGCACAAUAUCGCCGCGAACAAGCUAAACGUCAAGAUUAUAGAGCGGGAGUUCGGUCUAGAACGGCUGAUUCCCGGCAGCCUGGCCGAGGGUAUGAAGCGGAAGGAGUUACGGCGGCUGCUGGCGCACUUCCUGAAACAACAUCAGCAGAUGACUGGCCCCAACAAACAGCUCACACAGCUACAGGCGAAACUCCACUACCUGGACAUAGUGGGCGGUCUACCGAGCUACGGCGCGAAGUGUUUCAGUUGCGCGCGCCCCGACAGAGUGCUGCUGGUGUCGCCGCGGCUCGGCCUCGCGCAUAUACUAAGCAGGGGCGCUCCUCCUCAACCAAUAGCCGAGUUCGAAGAAGUAGAGGGUAUAAAGGUGCGGGGGGCGGGCGGCGGAGGGGCGGACGUGCGGAUAUUGCUGUCUCACUCGCGCGAGCUGGCGUUAGUAAUGGACGAGCGAGACGCCGCCGAGAUGCCGCUAGCUGUGGCCGGGUAUUACCGUCUCACGACGGGUCAAGAAUUGAAUGUGGAGCUUGAGAGAGAACCCAUCACUGAGGAUAUUGCACCGCCAUAUGUAUCUCAACAUAACGUAGUUCCAACGAAAUGGAGUUACUUACAUCACGAGGAUCCUACAGUCGUCUCUAAGAAACACUUCGCAAUAUUCACGAUGCCCCCACCCUAUCACUCUACGCCUGACAUGAAAUCGAAUCUAGAUGAUAACAUGAACACCACAAUAUCAAACAGAAAUCAUUCAAAUAGCCCCCUAAUAGGAUACGAACCUAAGAGUAUUUCUGAACCAGAUUUCGAGAAGCACAAACCUAACGACGACUUUAAACUGUUCGAUCCAAACGAAACCUGCUAUUUAGAUGACGGCAUGGGCUUUGAUUUACAAAGCGUACUGUCUAUGGAACUAUUAGAAAAUGCUGGCGGUCAUCCGCGUUUAGUUGAAGCUAAGAAUGAGGCAGUUUUACGUAGAGUAGCCGAAAUGCAGAAAUUAGUUGAAAACUCUGAACAAUAUUUGACUGAAAACUGUGAUGUUUACGCUGAAAACGGGUACGAUGGCAUACUUAGGGACGAAUUAGUCGGUAGAGAAACUUGCGUGGACCCAGUAGAAAGCGAUACGGAGUCAGUUAAUAGUAGAAUGUCAGCUGCAGAUGAUGCGCCUGGUAUAUUGAAACAUAGCGACUCACUACUUCUAUUGACUGAAACUAUCAACCAGGGACUGAGUGGCUUAAGUGUUGGUGAAGUUAAAAAAGACUGCAAUACAGACUUAACGAACAGACAAUCUCAGGGUCUUAGUGCUAUACUCAACAAUUGUGGACUGACCGAUGCACUCUUAGCUCUGAAUAACGACAUGGCUUACUCUGAGAGUGAUAAUGAUUCAUCGUAUACACCCACAAGUAGCCCAAUAAGAAAACACCAAAAUAAAACAAAUAAUAAGGCCAACAGAACAAGCUUCGGUCUACACACCCCAGACGUGGCGACAGACAACAAGGAACCUAAUUUAAAAGAAUAUCUGAAACAACUAAGAGAAAAGAGUAGCAAGGAAGAAAAUACCGAAUCUCCAUGUUUCUACCAGGAGACUAUGGUAGACAAUGACGCUGAGCUUAUAGAUUUAACGCUAAUACCGCCUCCGCUGACUCCGGACGAGUUAGACUGUGCAACUCAAGUGCCUCAAGUAUUACCAGUAGUUCCACCGUCCUUUGCUGAUGAUAAGGAAAGUAGUGAAGCCAAAAGUAACGAUUUAGAAGAAUUCAUAGCUAACGUUACUGUCCAACCGCCAACAGUCAAAAUAACACCGGCGGUAGAACUGACCCCUGAGGAAAUAAUGUCGUAUAUAAUACCACCUCCUCCGGGCUCCAAUAAUUCUACUUUAGAUAGCAAUAACACUAAUUCAAUGCAACCUCGCAAACCAGUGAAUACUAUUGAAUCUAAAACUGGCAAAGUGACCGACACCAACACAAACGGCGAAGUAGUGAGAGGAGCCCUUAGCGUUAGUGAAAUAAGAAAUAUGUUUAAUUCAAAAGGUCUCAGUGACGCUAGAAAUAGUUUACUUUUGAAAGACAAAAGUAAAAACCAAACUAAAUCAGAUUCACCGAAAGGCAAAAGAAAGAGUAUAGUUAAUGAUAAGCAUCUCAACGGGAACGGGCACAUUAUAGAAUAUCCUACCGUCGAGAGAAAAGGUAUGUUCUCCUGCUGUAGUAAAGAUAAAAACAAAUCAGACGAGAGUAGCGACGAAACUGAAAAGAUCGGUCAAAUACAAAACUCGGAUUCUAUACCAGACGUCUGCGAAGUGAGACCUCCUCCGAAAAGAAAACCUGAAAUAAAGCCGCCGCAGCGACCACCGAAAAUUCCACCAGUGCCCGCACCUCGGCCAAGGUCCAACUCCUUUACGUGCCCCAACAACGAGUUGAGCGUCGUAGAAAUACCCAACAACCAAUUCAGUACGCUCAACAAUAGGAAACUAACCUACAAAGCGGUUUGCGAGGCCAACGUAGGUACGGGCCCACCACAGAUACCGCCCCGAUCGCAGGAAAGGGUUCUAUCCCCACCUACCGUGCUUCUACCUCCCAAAAAACCGCCCCUACCACCAGUACCUAGCAUAGAAGUGUUACGACUGAAGACUGCCAAGCUAUCUCCUGUGCGAACAUCAGAAAGACUAGCCAGCAUAGGAUCUCCGCACCUCCAACGAAAUCUCAGCACAUACAAGAAUCUAGAGAACGAAACUUUACCCGAAGAACAGAGCGUAAAAAUCAGCAUACAACCGUAUUCCACGCUUCAAACGAGACACAUCCGCUCAAAUUCCGAAACGAAGUCCACGAUACUCAAAAACCGGGAAAUUUCUACCGGACUAUCUCUCUGCUCGCCUCAAAUGAACCGGCGGUUCAACAACCGGCCGGACAUUCUGAACGGUGCUCCUGGCUCCGACCAAAAAGUUUUUUCGCCUCCUACAGACCGGAAAGUAUUCCGGAAAGACAAUGACAGUCCGACCCCCACUCCCAAGUCCCAGAACCACGUCCGAUUCAAGGACGUUGACGAUAUCCCUACACCACCCUCACCACCUACAAUAAAGUUCCCGGAGUUGGGCAACAACGGCCACAUUUCUAUAGAGAACCUCCUCUGCAAGACGGAAUUGGCGGUGGACGGGUUACUGGCGCGGCUGCACCAGGUGGCGCAGAAGUGCUCGCACCAGCACGCGCACGGCGGCGGAGAGGACAUCGAUGAAGUUAAGUUCCAGCGUGCGCGCAGCGAGCUAACAUCAUGUGCAGUGUCGCUAGUGGGAACUUCCCGCGCGCUCGUGGGGGCACUAGGCCCAGGGUCGGGACUGGGCGCGCCCGCGGGUAGCUCCGCCACUGCCGCCGCGGGACCCCCUGCACCCCUGGCGUUAGCGGACUGUCUGACGCCCCUGAGACGACUUGCUGACCUUGCACAGGCACUCGGCAGGCACACAUCAGCACCGUUACAGACUAGGAACCUAGUAUUACGCGUGUACGAUGUCACCGCCGCGUUCAAAGAUCUAGCGGGAGCGGAGAUGGCACAGAUCAUACAUGACCACAACGCCAGGACCACACAGGGGACAGGCCAGGAGAAUUCCACGCUAGAAGGCCAACUGGCCCUCCGAGCCGAAUGCCUCGCCAACGUCCUGGCAACACUGCUCCGAAGCCUCCGAGUGUUCUCCCCCUAGUUUGACAAUGACAGCCGCUGUCACUGUCAAAUUUCCCGCCAAAAGGACACAGAUUAUAUACAUCACAGAUUAAUAUAUACGAGUUUAAUUUAAUGUAGUGUUAACGAUAAGUUAUAUUCCGUUGUACGACCAUUACUAAAAUGAGACCAAAUAGUUAGAUGUGUUAUAGUUGGCGACGUAUUUUCUUUAAGUUGUAGUUUGUAUAUUCUAACGGAUGUUAUGUUUUAUUGUUAUGAUGUUGUUUGGAUUCGCGUAUGGCCUAGGUUAGAUGAUUUACGAGGAUUAUGAGUUUUUACGCUAAUUUUUCAGCUAAUGACUAGGCCAGUGGCUAUGAGACACUUAUCACUAGUGGUAAUCGUGACUGGAUACGAAAUAUAAUUUAUCGCUUUGUGGUUAAUAACUUGGUGCUGAUUUGAAUUGGUACACUAACUGGCAACAGUAACACUGGUCCAGUGCUGAACAAACAUUGCUUCUAUGUAAACAAUGGAUGCUUGGCUAGAUUGAAGCAUUGAUGCAGUGUUGUUCCAGCGACAUAAUUCAGUAAUGUUGCCAGUAGUCUAAAUGAAUUCAAAUCAGUCCAAAUAUAAUGUAUCUCUAAGGGCAGCUACUAUGUGUUACAUUCGAUAGAGUUUGUCGCUUAUAUCACUCGAUAUACGGUAUGUAUGAUUAUAAUAUUUAUUUGUGGUAAAUAUUUCAUAAUCAACACUAUUAGUCGAGUAUUUCAAAGGAAUUGCACAAAAUAAUUUAGAACGCUUCUAAAUAAUAAAAUCCAAAUUGUGUUCUAAAAACGCAAAAUGUUUUUUUCUCUGGUAAAACUUAGUCGGUAUAUUCUAGUGUAAUUUACGACUUUAUUCCAUCCAUAACGACAAAUAAAAGUUUUUUUGUGAAUCAUUUAAAUAAUUGUAGGUACAUUUAUAUAGUAGUGUAAAUGAGAAGUUAGUUAGAAAGUUAGUUUUCUAUGCCCAGAUUUGGGUUCAAAAGUCGCGACUACCACUGGUCUAGAGAAGGCAUAUCGACAAUGCUCGUAAAUUAAAAAGUAAAAAUGUUACCAUAGCAAAUAAAUAAGUUUUAAAAAUGUUAACAUAUCUAUUUACUUACACUAUACUGUAUAUUUUCUAACUUUAGGUAUGUGUGAUUUUAAAAUAGGGUGCAAAAUGUAAUCGUAACUGUAUCAUAAAUUGAUAAUAACAAAAAAUGUGGAUGCAUUUCGUUUCAUAGAUGGCGUUGUUUUCGUUCUGCGUUGCUAGUUAAUGUUGCCAGCGUUACGUGCUAAUAUUUGAUAUUGGUGCUAUUUUAUAAUGUUUGUAUUGUAAUUGGUUAUGACUUGCACCAGUGAUUUGACUUCAUUUUUUGGUAACUCAAUGCCAUGAACUUAUAUUUUUAUUCUAUUUUUCAUCGUUUCUUAUUAGAAACUGGUUUUACGACUUUUUAUAUAACUACAGACUUUAAAGUAAGGUUUUGUGGUAUUUUAAACUACUGCAUGUGAUUAGAAACAUUUCUAAUUAAAUAUUUAAGAGAUUUUUUUCAAAAUCUUGAAGUCUGUAGUUAAAUAAUUUUCUUCUAUUCAUGAGUAUUACUCGCCUGCAAAGUACAAUUUAUUUUCGAUAGUAUAUGUUCGCCAAAGAAGAGUCUUAUGUACGCCUCAUUCAUUCCUUUCUAGCUUAUCAUGGUAAAAUUGAUAUAUUUACGGAGAUAUAUUUAUUCCACUUUCCGUAUAUUCCAUAGGAUAAAUAAUAAAUAUGAAUAGUUGAAAACAGGUACACGUCAAAAGCACAAACGAUAUUUGAACUGAGAUAUUUGAAGGUAGAUAAAUUAAAUUAAAAAAAAACAAUCUGUCAUUUUUGAAAAUGGAAAUCCGAUAAAAGUUUUUUUUCUUGUUUUUUAGAUUAGCAAAGACAUAAUAUUAUCCUGUAUAGUUUUUGGCGUGUAUAUGUUUGGGGAACAUUGUAUGAUAGUGUAUAACUAGUGACAAUAUACAGGUACGACCAUGUUAUUACACCGACAUUAUUUAUCGACUAAACCACAAUGCAAUGCAUUUGAUGUAAUAAAUGAUUUUAAUCAA
Messenger RNA from Aricia agestis (brown argus), 7398 nucleotides. RefSeq lists its product as uncharacterized. The record is from RefSeq and is a predicted model, not a curated record. Gene Ontology annotation, molecular function: protein binding. The coding region runs from base 297 to 5336 and encodes 1679 amino acids. The transcript has 14 exons. NCBI's taxonomy places the organism in Eukaryota, Metazoa, Arthropoda, Insecta, Lepidoptera, Lycaenidae. Gene Ontology annotation, cellular component: cytoskeleton.